This is a messenger RNA of Thrips palmi, 2031 nucleotides long. RefSeq names its product maspardin-like. The record is from RefSeq and is a predicted model, not a curated record. Lineage: Eukaryota; Metazoa; Arthropoda; Insecta; Thysanoptera; Thripidae. The coding region runs from base 203 to 1237 and encodes 344 amino acids. The transcript is spliced from 7 exons.
GGUUUGUCCGCCUCCGCCGGCUGCUGGCCCAUUGUGCGCCUUUCUCCCCUGCGCUCUAGACUCGCCCUGCGGUGUUGCACACCCUGCUGCCUUAUCAGCUUGUUAUGAAAGCAGUGCCGAGCCGAGCCGAACUAGGCCAGUCUGUCAGCACACUGUUUUCGGCCGCCCUUGCCGUUAUGCCAGUUAGUCUCGCCUGAACACCAUGAGUUACUCCAGCGAGUUCGCCCAGUCUCCGGAGUACAGCAGCUUCCGCAGCAGCAUUCCCCAGCAGAAGGUGGCCGUGGACUCGGACCCCACCAAGGAAUGGAAGAUUUACGAUUCCGGCCCCAAGAGCGUCAAAGCGCCUCUAGUGUGCCUGCCACCAGUGAGCGGGACUGCUGACAUCUUCUUCAAGCAGGUCUUGGCCCUCGGGGCCAAAGGAAUUAGAGUUAUCGCUGCUGAACAUCCCGUUUAUUGGACAGUCACAGAAUGGUGCGAUGGAUUCCGCAAAUUAAUGGAUCAUCUGGGUCUUCAGAAAGUCCACAUAUUCGGGACAUCUUUAGGUGGAUUUCUGGCUCAAAAAUUUGCUGAACGUACAAGUAGUUGUCCAAGAGUCGCCUCUUUAAUUCUCUGUAAUACAUUCAUGGAUACAUCUAUUUUUAACUACAAUGAUUCUGCUUCUCUCUUUUGGAUGUUUCCAUCCCUAUUGUUGAAGAAAAUGAUUAUGGGAAGCUUUACUACAUCCAAAGUGGACGCAGCAAUAGCGGAUUCCAUUGAUUUCAUGGUAGAACGGCUGGAAAGCUUGUCUCAGCAAGAUCUUGCCUCACGGCUUACCAUGAAUUGUGUGAACUGCUAUGUGGAACCGCACAAAAUGAGGGACAUUCCUGUAACAAUUGUGGAUGUAUUUGAUGAAUAUGCACUCAGCAGUCCUGUGCGAGAAGAGCUUUACAAGUGUUACCCAAGUGCUCGUCUGGCUCACCUAAAAUCUGGUGGAAAUUUUCCUUAUCUAAGUAGAAGUGACCAAGUGAAUGUCUAUUUGCAGAUUCAUCUUCGAGGCUUUCAAGGAACACCUGAGACUCCCUGGGAGGCGAGUGCAGAAGACCCUUAUUGGAAGGAAAUCCAUUCUAAUGACUCAGACAUUAUGGCUAGCCCAGAAGAUGUGCCACAAAAUGUUCUUAGUGAAGGACAAUCAGCCAGUCAAGAGGAACUACCCAAAACUGUUAAUAGAGCCAAAUCAAAUUCAGCCACAUUGCUUUAAACGAAAUAAUGGUAAACAUUGUUUGUAAUUUUUUUUGCCAUUGAAACUGUUUUUUUUUCCUCCCCACUAUUUUUAAAUCACUUCUCUGAAAAAUUGAAUCAAUGAUCUGUCUUAUCCAAGGUGCUGGUACUUUUUACUUUUUUUUUCUGAGAUCUUCAAAACUUUAUGUGAUUUGAAAUGUUUGGAUCUUCUUAUUUCCCAUUUAUGGAAUGUCAAAGCUUAUAGCUGACUGAAUGUAUUGUGAUGAACAUGUGAUGAUUUUUAUGGAAAGUUUAUAUUGUAAAAUGAAUCAAUAACCUGGUAAAUGUGAUUCAUGUUGUUUCUCUGGUAACUUAUGUACUGUGUUGAAAUUUAUACCUUGUGGAACAUGUUAAUGUUUGUGUAAGUGUGUAUGCAUGAGUGUGUGUGUAUUUGUGUGUGUUUGUUGUCACCAAAAAUUUCACAAGAAUUUAGGUUUUGUAUUUUUGUUACUGCCUUAUGCUGGCAAUGUUAUUCAUCACACUUCAUGACUGAUUUUCCUGCUACUGUGGGUAUAUUUUGUAUUACCUUAUCUCUGUACAUUCCCAUUUGUACAUGUAUGAAAGCCUCACUGAACUCGAGAAGUUUAUAUUUUUAGAAACAUUUGUUGUUGUUAGUUGAGAUAUUUCUAGAAAGACUUAUGCUGCCUUAGUCAUGUCUGUGAUUCUCUGAACUUCUGUUAUUUGUGUGUUUUACAUUCUGUGCUGUAAGAAUGAAUUUACUUUGAAAUUUUAUAUCCGUCUUGUUAUAAAAAUAAAGAGCAUCAUCAAUUUCUA